AUGGAAACGUAUCUAGAAUGCAGUAUCUGCUGUGAAGACUAUACAGUAAUUAACAAAAUCUCAUCCGUAUGUGGUCAUGAUGACCUUUGUCCCAUCUGUAUCAAGCGACAUAUUGAAGCCGAAUUAAAUACUAAAGGUGAUAUUGUUCAAGUGCGAUGUCCAAAGUCUCGUUGCACAACAGAGUUGACUUAUGAAGAUUUAAGAAGAUUGGCUCCAAAAGAAUUAUUCGAAAGGUAUGACACGUUGCUACUACGCGCUGCCAUUCGUAAGCUCCCUGACUUUCGUUGGUGCAAGGCACCUAGAUGCGGUUCCGGUCAAGAGCACACGACCGGAG
Funneliformis mosseae is the source of this 334-nucleotide messenger RNA. The record is from the annotation of a GenBank genome assembly. NCBI's taxonomy places the organism in Eukaryota, Fungi, Glomeromycota, Glomeromycetes, Glomerales, Glomeraceae.